UCUCAUGAUUACUGUGGCUGUGAGUAGUGUGAGUGUGUGAAGUGCGUGCGUGCCGCUGUGAGCCUAGGCGAAAUGGCCAAGAAAGACAAGGCAGCUCAGCAAGAGAAGAAAAAUGAAGCGAACGAAAAUGAAGAGCCGAAUUUCAGCGAUGAAGAGGGCUUUGUAGACAGAAUAUCCGACCAAGAUUUAUUGGGUGACAUCUUAGCUGAACGUCCCAAGGAAACAGAUGGUGUGGAAUCCAUCAUAGUUGUUGACAAAGGACCUCGUGUUGAACCUGAGAAGUUGAACAAGUUCAAGAGUGUCAUCAACUCUUUCUUCUCUGAACCAGGGCAGAUUGUCAGCGCGUAUUAUCCUGUAGGCGAAGAUGGCAAAACCAAGGGAUAUUUUUUCCUUGAAUAUGCCAGUCCCACCAUCGCUCAAAAUGCAGUCAGUAUCUAUAACAAUGCACCAUUGGACAAGAAUUACACCUUUGCUGUGAAUCCUUUCACUGACUUUAAGAAGUAUGAGGAGAUACCGGCUUGGGAACCACCAACGCCUGAACCGUACAAACCACUCCCUAAUCUCCAAUACUGGCUUUUGGAUCCAGAUGCCUUUGACCAGUAUAUUGUCAGAAAUGAUAUGAAUCUUGUUCAAGUUUGGCAUAAUACUCUACCUCAGCCGCAAGUGAUUUGUGAGAAAGAAGGAUGGACUGAAACGUAUGUGCAAUGGUCUCCCUUAGGAACAUACUUGGUAACGUUCCACAAACUUGGUGUUAUUUUGUGGGGUGGACCAGAAUGGGAGAGGAUCAUGCGUUUUCAUCAUCCUGGUGCCCAGUUUGUGGACUUUUCACCUUGUGAACAAUAUAUGGUCACAUACUCUCCACAAACUGAGAAUGUCAACAAGAAAUUAAUUAUUUUUGACAUUCGAUCUGGAGCUGAAAUGAGAUCCUUCAGUCUGGAAAUGCCGGCUAUUUGGCCCAUUUUUAGAUGGUCCAAAGAUGACAAGUAUUUUGCCCGAAUAACUCGUAAUUUACUCAGUAUUUAUGAAACACCAUCUUUUGGAUUAUUGGACAAGAAAAGCAUCAAUGUCUCAGACAUCAAGGAUUUCUCUUGGUCACCAACUGACAACAUCUUAGCAUAUUGGGUUGCUGAGUCGAAAGAUGGACCUGCUCGUGUUGUCCUCAUGGAAGUUCCCAGUCGUAAAGAACUUCGUACUAACAAUGUUUUCAACGUAGCGGACUGUAAAAUCCAUUGGCAGAAAAGUGGAGAUUAUCUUUGUGUCAAAGUGGAUCGAUACAGCAAAAUCAAGAAGGAAAAAAAUGAUAUCAAGUACAGUAAAAUGUACUAUAACUUGGAAAUAUUCCACAUGAGGGAAAAAUUGAUCCCUGUUGACAGUAUCGAAAUUAAAGAACAAAUCCAUGCGUUUGCCUGGGAACCUGUUGGCAGUAAAUUCGCAAUUGUUCAUGGAGAACCAAAGAACGUCACUGUUAGCUUUUACAAUGUUAAAACAAAACAGGACCCUGUUUGUUUGAAAAAGUUUGAAAAGCGAACUUGCAGCCACUUAUUCUGGUCUCCACAUGGUCAGUUCAUAGUUCUCGCUCAACUCUUGGCAGAUAGUGGAGCUCUAGAAUUUGUGGACACCAAUGAUUUUGCGUCAAUGAAUACCACAGAGCAUUUCAACGCCUCAGAGGUUGAAUGGGAUCCAACUGGCCGCUACAUUUUCUCUGGUGUGCCUCAGUGGAAGUCGAAGAUUGACACUGGGUACUGGAUUUGGUCUUUCCAAGGGAAAAUACUUAAGCGGUACAAUACUACAUCAUUCGUUCAAUUUGCCUGGAGACCACGCCCACCAACUUUACUCUCUCCGGAACAACUGAAGGACAUCAAGAAGAACUUGAAGAAGUACACUUCAGAGUUCGAACAAAAAGAUAGAACUCGGAUGACCAAAGCAUCAAAGGAAUUAAUUGAGGCAAGAUGUAAACUAAUGGAUGAGUUCAAGAAGUCAAUAACCAAACGAAUGCAACGGUGGAAGGACAAGAAGAAACGACGACUGGAACUUCGUAAUCAUGUUGAUACUGAUGACUUGGAAGGCGCUGACGCAGGAAGUGUAGAAGAAGAAUCAAUUGAAUUCUUAAUCAAAGUUGAAGAAAUCCCUGUGGAGUAGUUGGCUAGGGAAUCUUUUGUUUUCAAUUACCUUGGCUGUGAUACCGCACACGUGCUCUAAACGUGUUUCUGUAUAUUUAGUCUUGGUAAUCGUUAGUCAAUGAAAUGGAAAAGCCACUUCUCCAACAAAUGAUGCUCAGCUUUUUUCUACCAUCUGUGCUACAUUUCAUCGCUGGAAUUCUGAACUUUUUACUUCUCUUAUUGUUUUUGCUGAAAGCUGACUUUCUUUCUUGGUUGUGGCGUUUACCAUCCUUCCCUAUUUUUAAGAACAUGUUAUUUCUAAUAAAUCUUCCUUUUUUUUUAGAA
Molecule: messenger RNA, 2444 nt
Organism: Bemisia tabaci
Lineage: Eukaryota; Metazoa; Arthropoda; Insecta; Hemiptera; Aleyrodidae
Gene: eIF3b
Product: eukaryotic translation initiation factor 3 subunit b
Biological process (GO): translational initiation
Cellular component (GO): eukaryotic translation initiation factor 3 complex
Molecular function (GO): RNA binding; translation initiation factor binding; translation initiation factor activity
Source: RefSeq, a predicted model, not a curated record